This is a messenger RNA of Corticium candelabrum, 7589 nucleotides long. RefSeq names its product ubiquitin carboxyl-terminal hydrolase 24-like. Bases 1 to 7566 code for a protein of 2521 amino acids. NCBI's taxonomy places the organism in Eukaryota, Metazoa, Porifera, Homoscleromorpha, Homosclerophorida, Plakinidae. The record is from RefSeq and is a predicted model, not a curated record. Gene Ontology annotation, cellular component: cytosol; nucleus. Gene Ontology annotation, biological process: protein deubiquitination. Gene Ontology annotation, molecular function: cysteine-type deubiquitinase activity; protein binding. The transcript has 65 exons.
AUGGAUAUUGAGGAUGCAGUUAGUCAAAUUCUUGGCAUGGGCUUCACAGACGAGAAGAAAGUUCGCCACGCGUUGUCUCUGGCUCGCAACCGAGUACCAGACGCCGUAGAACUGCUAACGGGUGGAAGCAGCCAACUAGGCGAGGACGACAUGGAAAUGGACGAAGUCACAAUUCACAGCGGCGAAAGUGGCUCACCAAGAAAGCGCCGGGGCACUGACGAUAACCACAGUUGUGGCGACUGGGGAGAGGAGCCGCCGCGUUACGACGAUUUCCAAACCGGAAGUGCUGGAGAAAGAAGGAAAAAACCCGCAAGAGAGACUGGAAGCAGUAGCGACGUCGAGUUUCCUCUCACUCAUCUGUAUGAACUAGAGGAACGUUUGAAUGCAGAGAGUUGGUCUGUUCCCGUGAGGCGCGACGAGUCCCUGGGCAAGUGUCUCAUUGCGUCUUUUACUCUCGCACGGGAAGGGCUUGCUGACACUGAUGAUGGAUGUAUUCGUUUUAUGGAAAGCUCACUGCACUUGGCAUUUGAGAAGCUGCACACAUCGUACAUGGUGUGUCGUUGGGGUACUGACGUGCAAUCAGGAAUAAUGGACAUGACGAUACUAUUGGUCAAGUUCAUUGCUGUUAAGCUUAGUCAUGGUACCGUGCCAAUCAAACUACUCGGUCUGUUGUCACAGACCUUUGAUCCUGAUUCAGAGUUUCAUUACAAGAACAGGGCAAAGUCUCCUAUGGUUGUGAGUGGUAUGGAGGGUGUGGAACCAUAUGCUGUGAAGAUGCCAUUGUCAUCACAGAAUGAACCAUAUGGUUGGCUUAUAACGCUCAUAAACUUGUUUGGCGUAUCUGGAGGUGUCCAUGCAAUUGUUCAUCGAAUAACUAACUCUGAAGAGAAACUAGAAGCACCGGGACUAGCUGCAUUGCUUGGUCCGUUUGGAAAAUGUGCAGAGUUUUUGAAUUCAGAUAGAAUGAAGCGACUCUUGAAUGACAGCUGUCACAAAGCUCUUACAUAUAUUCAAAGUCUUUCAGAAGACGACUUCAAAAGAAAGGAAACUGGUCAAGUAUCAGAUCUCUUUAAUACUCUAAAGCUAAUUUUUCGGUCACUAUGGACUUCUCGCAAUGUCGAUCACGUUCAUGAACUUCGGUUGCAGACAUCUUUGAGGAUGCUAGAGACAGCACAUUUCAAUGCCAAAAUGAAUGCACUCAAGGAGAUCAGCAAACUAGUUGACGAAUCACAGUCACAAACCCGGCUUGUAAAGAGUCCUAUUUCUCAUCAAAGACUUCUGAUGUGGAUGAAAGAAAAAGAGGUUUUGGAGACAGCUUUAGAAGGAAAUCUUCACCAACACCAAUAUUGUGACAGAGUGAAAUCAAUGAUGGAGCUGUUAGGAUCUCAGUUGUCUAAAGCACAGCUCACCAAAAUUUGGGCAAUUCAAGCUGGGAAGCAUCCGGUUGUUGUUGAAAACAUCCACACCAUCAUGGCUGUUGCAGCAGCAAAGUUUGAUGUCGUGCAGUUGGAUCAUCUGUUCGACUUGAUACAAGAAACUUGGAGCAAUGCUAAUAACCGUCACCGUGAAAAGCUUCUUGGAUUUAUAGGGAAAAUAGGUAGAGAUGACAAUCAAGGCAGAAUUGCAGUAAAGGUUCUGGAUCUUCUCUGGAAUCUUUCUCAACUUCCUCAGCUUCCUCAUGAGAUGAUCCAACAAGCACUUCAAGCUCAUUCAAGAAUCCUUAGUGAUUCAAUGUCAGUCAAGGAUGAUCUGAAGAAACAGUAUGCUCAGAAGUGCAUAGAAAAUAUCAAAAAAACUGUUUUAGUAUUGCCAUCAUUGAGGCACCUGCAAGAUAUCAUUCAAGGCAUAAAGCCUCCUUAUCACAAAGCAGACAACUCGGUUAUACAGGACUUGAAUAAACAGCAUGGUUUGAUCAAACUUUGUGUGACAAGUCUUGUUCGUUGUCAUCGGGAAGCAGUAGCAAUAGCAGCUACGAAGAAACAAGAACUAGCUGAGUUUUUGGUUGUCAAUGGUUCUUUCACACAUGCCGAGUAUGUUCAGACACACUUAAAGUUUUUGGGAUACAUUCUUAAUGCUGGUCUAUUGUACAUCACCAUUCACCGAGUCAAAGACGUUUGGGACUGCCUUGUUGCAAACCCAGAAGCUUGUGAAUUUGAUGCAGAGGUUUGUUUUGACUGGUUCAUUAAUGGAAUGAGAGACAUGCAGCCCCAAACUCAGGCAGAUAUGUUUGAACAGAGAGUACUGUCUUUGCCACCUGAAAAGAUCAGUAACAAAGGUUACGAAUGUUUCAAAGUGUUUUUUGAGAAUGUCAAUAUUUCGGCACACAAGAUGAGGACAAGUGUACAGGACUUUCCAAGUGUGGAAGAUCAUGAUUUGAUUGGUAUAGACUACCUUUGGAAGAUUGCAUUGAAAACUCCAUCUGAGGAAAUUGCUCAGAAUGCUGUUGAAGUGCUUUUACAUGUUAUGUACGUAUCAGUUUGUAGCAGACUCAAGCAGGUGCCAGUUGAGUUACACACUCAUUUUAUUGAAGAGAUAUCUCGAAGACUUGAUGAGGAAGUGCAGUCAGUCAGGAGCCUGUCAAGUGUUCAUCUUGCUAUAUCGUUUGUAGCUACUGCUUGUACAGCACCUUCAUCACCAGCAGCAGCAGCUGCAGUGACGUCUUUGCCAGACAGAUUAAGCCGUUUCCGAGUUAUAGAGAGACUUCUUCUUCUUGCUGAACGUUACAUAAGCACAGUUGAGUCUACUCUACAUUCUUCUCGUAACUUUCCAUCUCAUGGAGCUAGUUUUCAGGGUCAGCUAUUACGUAUCCAAGUUCAUGGUGAUCAGCCCAAGAAUGACUUUGUUAUGCAGUGUCACAGCAAUGAGACUCUUAUUUCUCUACGUCAAAGACUAUCAGCCUGUUUAAGAACUACCACGGACAAGUUACAAAUCUACUUUGGCACUGGGCUUUUGCUGCAGAACAAAAACUACCAGAUGCUGUAUCAACUCGGUUUCAAAGAUGAGGCAGUUGUAUCUAUAAAGAUCAGUAACACUUUUGUCUCUGCAUACAAAAGAAAUGAGAGUUCCAGCAGGCGCAUUUAUCAACUAGAUAUGGAGCAACAGUUUCCUAGUCACUUGAUAAGCAAGAGAAAAGACACAUUUACAAGGCUGUACCAGUUUGCCGAUCUUGGUGACUCCAGAAUAGCAACUAGAACUCGAUCACUGCUAAUGCUUUUACCUAAUGAUCCAGACGUUGUUAAGGCUUUUGAUGAGAUUGUGGAAAGCAGUCAGACUUCAGAUAUUGUGUCUGUUGGAUAUGUUCUACAAAGAUUGCUGACAUACAAAGACCCAGACAUGACAACAUUCCGACUCUUGUAUAAUCUGGAGAUUCUCAGUGGUAAGUUGAUGCCAACUACUGAAGGUGCAUCUCCUGCUGUUAGUGCCGAUCAAUUUUGCGCUUAUUUGCUAAAAGCGAAUGGCCACAGGUUUAUAAUCAAUCUCCUUGAAUCAAGCAUGGUACCCGAUACGGUAGACUAUGAAGUUCGGCAAGAAUUUUAUUUACAGCUGUUACGCGUUGUCUGGUAUCUACUUUGUGGACCGGAUGGUGUAUCACAGCCAGUGGCAACUGCUGCAGCAUCUUUGUCAGUUUCGGCCAGUUCUUAUAACGGUGACUCUGUACAUACAGAACAACCUCACGAAGACGAUGGGUUAGCAUGCAAUGCUGCAGUGACGAUGAGUGAGAAUGAAUUCCGUGAGACAGUUUUAUCUGUCAUGCAUGUUGCUUGGGCUGCUGCCAUAGGCCAGUUGCAGCAAGUGAAUAUCUUAUGGCAGGAUGAGACGAUUUCUAGAAGUGCUACACAUCAGCUAAAUGAAGAAUUGUUACCAAAGGAUGCCUUUAUAGCCAGAAUGGCUUUGGAGCUGUUCGUCACAUGUUUGCUUAGACGAGGAAAUACCUCUAUCAUGUACAAUCUUCCUCAUGUAAACACUUUUAUUGUCGAUGUUCUCUUAACUUGCCCAUCCAAAGAGGUUCGUGAGGUUGCAGUUGAACAGUUUAACAAGGUGGCUCAAGCUCCAGCAGACCGACCUGAAACUGACAGUCCUAGAAAAUUUUUGCUUUGCGUGCUUCUUAAUGCUCCUGUUCCUCUUUGGUCACCUGCUGCCAGUGUUCGUGGUACACACAGACAGUUGUUAUGUCGGUGCACUGAAUAUUUUAAGAUGAGGUGUUGUUUGCUGAAUCGACUAUCGGAACAAGAGCAAGAAGACCUGAAUGUAAAGCCUAAUGAAAUGCUGGAACAAGAAAUGAACUGGCUUGACAGUGUUAUCACGAGCCCAGGAUUGUCUGCUGGUGAUCCCAGUGCUGUCACUUUACUUGCUGGACAUUUGAAGCUAAUAGCAACGCUUUUCUCUUGCCAAGGAGUAGACAAGAGGCAAAGAUCUAGUCUAGUGAAAGAGGUGUUGGAUGAUUUUCUGUUUCCUGCAUCAACUGUCAUGCUGCAGAGAUCGGGAACAUCUGGCCCAACGUCUCGUAUUAGUCCCAGGUGUAAUACAGCUCAGUCACAAGAAGCUGCUCACGAACUGUUGGUGACACUUGCUGAAAGUUGUGCAGAAAAUAUGAAAGAAAUUGUUGAUCAUCUGACAUCAAGGCAUCACUCAUUCAACCCUGAAAUAGCUAAAGAGUGGGAGUUUCAGCCACCUGUUGCACCUCGAGCCAAAUGUGGAUUUGUUGGCCUGAAGAAUGGAGGUGCCACAUGCUACAUGAACUCAGUUAUGCAGCAGUUAUACAUGCAACCAGCUGUUGUCGAUGCUCUUUUGGCAGUAGACAACUCGGAGAUGGAUGAAGAACACACGUUCUUUCAAAUGCAGCAGGUGUUUGCUCAUUUAUUGGACAGUCAGCUGGAGCACUACAUUCCUGAGCAGUUCUGGAAGAAUUUCAAGUUAUGGGGACAGCCGGUCAAUAUUCGGGAGCAACAAGAUGCAUUUGAGUUUUUUAGUGAUUUAACAGACCAAUUAGACAGUCAGCUGAAGGCGGCAGGAAAAACUGAGAUAUUUCAAAAGACAUUUGGUGGUAUGUUCACUGAUCAGAUCAUCUGUAAGGACUGCCCUCAUCGUUAUGAGACAAACGAGGCAUUUUGGAGCUUGCAGUUGAGUGUCAACUCGAGCUGUACUAUUCAAGAAGCUUUGCAACAGUUUGUGAAAGGUGAAGACUUAGAGAAAGAUAAUGCUUACUUCUGUGAACAGUGUGGAGAGAAGAGAGAUGCUACAAAGAGACUCUGUAUCAAAACUUUACCUGAAUCACUUGUCAUACAUCUCAAGCGAUUUGGAUAUGAUUGGGAAGAAUCAAGAGCUUUGAAAUGCAAUGAUUAUUUUUCUUUUCCUUGGGCUAUUGAUAUGGCACCUUACACAGCCGAAGCUCUUGGUCUGACAGACAUAAAUAAAGACCAUGAAGAAGAAGAGAUGGAGGAAUCAUCAGAAGCAAUAGAAUUAAGCUCUCAAGAUUUGACAGCCACUCAGUCUUAUUCUCUAGACUCUGGAAGUCAAUCAGUAAUGCCACAAGCACCAAUCGUGUAUGAACUUGUUGGUAUAAUUGUACACAGCGGUCAGGCACAUGCCGGUCACUACUAUUCGUUUAUCAAGGACAAAAGAGGUCCCUUUAUGAAGUUUGACAAAGCAAAUCCUAGUGCUGGCAAGUGGUACAAAUUUAGUGACACUGUUGUUGAAGAGUUUGAAAUGAACAAAUCUACCCUGGAGACUGAGUGCUUUGGUGGACAAUACAAGCCGAAGACAUAUGACACUGGUGAAGUAAGAAUGCGAUCUUAUAAUGCUUACAUGCUGUUUUACAAAUCACUUGGUGACAAUAUGGAAAGGGAACAUGUUCAGCCAUUGUCUCCAUUGGCUCAAGUUGGUGUUGAUGGCCUCAGUCAAUUGACUGCCCUUGUUGAGAAGGGAGAAAGCAGAGGUAUUUUCUCUGAUCGAAUGCCUGUUAGAAUUCAAAGAGCAGUUGAAGAAGAGAAUCUCGAGUUUAUGAAAAAUCGCGAUGUUUAUAAUGAAGAUUACUUUCGUUUUAUUAACAAUUUAACGUCAGUUAACUUGGAGUACAUUGCCGGUGACUCGACGGGUACUCUCGGCAUAUGCAGCAUACAACUAGCAGUAAACUUCUUAUUCCACACAUACUUUCAUACCCAAGACCGACUGAGGAGAGAAACAGAUAAGUGGUGCGAAACACUGGCCAAUCUCUUACAUCGAAGUGCUCUUGCUUGUGAGUGGCUCAUUCAAUAUUUAAGUGGCGAGAACGGCUACCAGCACAUACGACCUUUGCUGCUUGAGUGUCCAAAUAAGGACGUGAGAACCGCAUUUGCUUCUAUAGUUCACAAGACACUCGAGAGUCAUCUCGAGCAUGGUGGCAAUUUGAAGGAUGACUGCGACCAACUACUAGAACACUUGCUGUGCAUGCUGCAGAAAGACGUACCCACAAACUGGAAAACGUGUGCUCAGUACAUCUGGCUACUCAACUCAUACGCAAAGCUGGCACGUCCAAGAGCAGCCGACCAUCUGCUUGCUAGAGAUGCAUUCACGCGCAUUUUGUGUUUUCUGAUUUGUGUAACUCCAGCUGAAUUGGGUGUGAAUGUAUCUGAUGAUACGAAGGCUAGUUUAAAUGAAAGCAAAGAGAGGACAUCAGGACAUCGUUGGCCCAUACAUCAAUCAAGAGAGUUUGGUCAGCUCUACUCUUGCCUGUACAUCAUGAUUGGUAGCUGUGACUUGUCAUCACUUGAGACAAUACACUGUGAUAAUGAAGAGUUUGUUCCGAAUCCUUACUCAUUUGCUAGUGAGGAAACUUUGCUUGCUUUGCCACAAGAAGUGAAAAUAGUUGUUGCCAACCAACACAGAGAAACUUGUGUCAGAGAGAUUGUAGCUGCAUGCUGUGAAGUGUCUGCAUUUCGUGAGGAAAGUUAUCGUCUUGUGUGCUGUUUGAGUUGGCGGAAUGAGGAUUUCACAUGCGCUGUGUUAGCACACAUUCUGCAUGAACUGUCAACUGUACCAUCAAAUGAGAUGAAGCCACUGUUUCAGAUGCUUCAUGAACUAAUGCUGAUCGACGAUCCUCUUCAAUUGAUGAGACUACGAUUUAUAGUCGAGGAGAGUCAAAGCGACAACCUUUUGACAAUUGUUAGUGACUGUAGUAAAAGAGAUAGCAAGAGAGCCUAUCAAUGUAUCAAAUUCUUGGUCAACCUUGCUAACCUGUGUCAGACCGCUCGACUGUAUCUUGUUGAUAAUGUAUUAAAGUGGAACUGGGCUGUCAACUGGUUGAAGAAGAAGAUGUCAGAACACGACUACUACUGGAACUCGGAUGUUGUAACUCACGUGUCCAAUGAGUCUUCACAGAGCAAGUCGUUUCAGAGAACAAUUAGUGCACAGGAUACACUUCAAGAAGCAACUGCACUACUAAAUGAACUAGAGAAGCCCAAGUUGCAGUCUCAAGAAUCUAGUGGUCACCAGACAGGAGUCAAGCGUCAACGAAGCGAAGACGAAAAAGACGUUGAUACUAAAAUGAAUGAUGAUCACGUGACUGACUUGGACAGCAUCGACGGCUAGAUGAUUUCGUCCAGCAAGGUGCU